Messenger RNA from Esox lucius (northern pike), 4461 nucleotides. RefSeq names its product cadherin-4. Lineage: Eukaryota; Metazoa; Chordata; Actinopteri; Esociformes; Esocidae. The record is from RefSeq and is a predicted model, not a curated record. The coding region runs from base 103 to 3492 and encodes 1129 amino acids. Gene Ontology annotation, cellular component: desmosome; plasma membrane. Gene Ontology annotation, molecular function: calcium ion binding. Gene Ontology annotation, biological process: homophilic cell-cell adhesion. The transcript has 14 exons.
AGAAGAAAAGUUGUGCCUACACUUUCGAAGUGGCCGAAGUCUAUUGUACACUAAAACAUUAAACUGUGGAUCUCAAGACGCAAACGUUGUUCUUUAUUUUCAAUGGCGCGUGUGUCUAUAGCAACCGUUGUUUUAUUGUUGCCUUUCAUACUAACGUUUGUGCAUGUGAUGGCAGAACAAGGCAGUGGGUUGAAGCUGAGAAGACAGAAAAGAGAAUGGAUCAUUCCUCCAAAGAAAUUGUCGGAGAACCGAUAUUACACAGAUUACAUUGCAAAGAUUCGCUCUGAUAAGCAGUACAACUCAACAGUGAUAUACUCCCUGACUGGGAAUGGUGCUGACAAAGACCCUGUGGACUUAUUCCGUGUCAACAAGGACUCAGGCAUCGUCACGAUCCAUGGCCUUUUGGACAGGGAGAAGAAGUCACACUACAAUUUAUUUGGCGUAGCAAAAUAUGCAGAUGGAAGCUAUGCAGAGAAGAACAUUGAACUGAAGAUUAUUGUUGAGGACAUGAAUGAUUGUCCACCAGUGUUUGCUGUCGGCCAAAUUGGAUCUGUUAUGGAGUCUAGUGCUGCAGGAACCUUUGUCAUCAAAGUGAAUGCCACAGAUGACGAUGCACCCAACACUGCUUUCUCUCAGAUUAGGUACAGCAUAGAGGGGAUUAGUAAUUCAGAUGGCAUGUUCUCCAUCAAUGCCCAGACUGGAGAGAUCCUGGUUCAAAAGAUCACUCUGGAUAGAGAGACCAAAGACACAUACACCCUGACUAUAAUAGGAUCAGACAACAAUGGAAAGUCGGGUGGAAACACAGGAACAGGACAAGUUGUUAUUAAAAUCCUGGACAUCAAUGACAACAUCCCCACCCUGGAGAAAGAAUAUUAUGAAGGGGAAGUAGAGGAGAAUACGUUUAAAGAAGUGUUGAGGAUCCAAGCCAUUGAUCUAGAUCAGCAGUUCACUGACAACUGGCUGGCUGUGUUUACCAUUGUGAGUGGCAAUGAGGCUGGCUACUUCAAUAUCUCAACUGACUCUAAGACCAACGAGGGCAUUAUAUGGAUCCAAAAGCCACUGGACUACGAGGAGCUGACUGAGAUCAGCCUUGUCAUAAGGGUUUCCAACAAAGCAGAGUACUACUUUGGGUCCUCUACGAGUGGAUCCAGUGGAGGAGAUGCAGCAAAAAACACGUACACCGCCAAGAUCAAAGUAAUCAACCAAAAUGAGGGCCCCACAUUCCAGCCCAAGGUCAAAGUGGUGACCAUCUCUGAAGACUCCACCACGGUCACCAUUAACAAGGUCAUCACCACCUACACAGCCAUUGACAUUGACACACGAUUGACUGCUACCAAUGUAAGGUAUGCCAAAUUAAACGAUGUAGACAACUGGGUGAGCAUCAACGAAAAGACUGGAAAUAUCACACUAAACAAACUGCCUGAUCGGGAGUCCAUACACCUGGUCAAUGGAACAUACAACGUUGUGAUUAUAGCCGUCACAAAUGAUCUGAUCGCUAAAACGGCUACAGGGACAAUUGCUAUCCAGGUGGAGGACUUCAACGACCACUGUCCCACACUGACAGCUACCACUACAACCAUGUGUCUCGGGAAAAAUGCUGUGUAUGCUACAGCUGUGGAUGGAGACAGCUUCCCAAACGGAGCUCCCUUCAAGUUUCGAGUGAUUCAGAAGGACAGUAACCAGAAGUGGACAGUGGAGAACCUCAAUGCCACUACGACCAUUUUACGAGAUCAUGCCCAACUUUGGCCGGGUUACUACAAGGUGGACAUGGAGAUAACUGACCAGCAGGGGAAGGCCUGUGCUGAGGUCCAGACUCUGAAUGUAGCUGUGUGUACCUGCCAUGAGGUUAAUGAGGUGUGCCUUGCCCGACAGUCCGACACCAAUGUCACAUUAGGAGCACCUGCCAUUCUGCUGCUUCUCCUGGGCCUCCUGUUGUUGCUGCUGGUGCCGCUCCUGUUGCUGUUCUGUCUCUGUGGAGGGGCGGCGGCCAUGGGAGACUUUAAGGCGAUUCCAUUUGACAGUAAAGGAGGCCUGAUCACAUAUCACACUGAGGGACAAGGAGAAGACAAGGAAGUGCCUCUCAUGCGAGUUCCUUUCGGGAGUGACCACGGGGACAUAGGAAGCUCCAUAAAAAAUACAGACUUUCAAGCAGGAGCUGGUGUAGGGUCAGGAACAGGAUUAGGAAUGGGAUCAGGAGCAGGAAUGGGAUUAGGAAUGAGAUCAGGAGCAGAAAUCAGAUUAGGAAUGAGAUCAGAAGCAGGUAUGGGAUUAGGAAUGGGAUCAGGAGCUGGAAUGGGAUUAGGAAUGGGAUCAGGAGCGGGACAGGUUCAGUACAAGAGGCAGAUCAACCAGUACCAUGAAAACCAGGUGGACAGUGCCUUGGGUAGGGGAACCACCACGAUGGAUUAUCAUAGAAAUGCCUUCUCUAGAAAUGAAGGUUACAACGAUGGAAUGGCUCUCUCUGAGGGAUUCCUAGAACAAUACUACUCUGCAAAUGCCAAAAGCACUGCGCAGAACGACCACCAGAAAGAUUCUCUGCUGAUCUAUGAUUAUGAAGGUCAUGGGUCACCAGUAGGAUCAGUAGGCUGCUGUAGCCUCCUAGGGGGCGAUGAUGACCUGGAAUUCCUCAAUGACCUGGGGCCCAAGUUUAAGACCCUGGCAAAAAUCUGCCAGGGGUCCAUGGCUACAGAAGUUGAGACUGUCCACAACUCUGUCCACUCAUCUAGCUCGAGGCCUACCACCUCUACUCACAAAGACUUCAGCAGAGAUGUCUCUCUCACUGGCAACACCCUUAUCACCUCCGCUUCCGCCUCAAACUCCUCCACCCAAAUCCAGGAGAGUCUGGUUCGUCCUGUGGGCUCGGCCACCAUCUCCAAGGUUCACGUCCAGGAAAAUGUGGGGAUACCUGGCCAGACCCUUCUCAUCCAACAGCCCAACAUGUACUAUACUGCUGCCCCCAUGUAUGUAGUGGAGAACCAGCCCAGGUUGGUGCUUGUGGAUCAGAGAGGGGGAGGGGGUUAUGUCAAUGCCCAGGCGGCUUUAGGCCAGAUGGGGUUAGGUAUGGGUCAGGGGAUGGUGCAUGCUGGAGAUCUUAGUGGUUCUCAGGGUAUGUUGUUAGUGGAGAGGCAGGUAGGAGUGGGUGGUCGUGGGGGAAGCCAUGGUCACAUUGUUAUGGGAGGAGGCCAGAUCCCUCAGGGAGGGGGCCAAACCAUUACCAGGGAAAGUAAUGUAGAAAUGAGACAAACCACUACGCAGGGAGGCCAUGUUCUUCAGGGAGCUCGUGUUGAAGCAGGUGGAGGUUUUUUGCGGGGAAGCCUGUCGGGGUCCAGGAAUGUCCUGGUUGUUGAGAACAGAUCUGGAACUGCUCCGGCAGCACAGGGCAGUACAGGUUUAGGGGAAACCCAGUUUACCCUGCACAGAGGCCAGGGGUCAUCCUCCACCUCCUCAUCAGUCCAUGGGUUAGAGGUCACAGGUGAAGGUGUAAAGGUGUAAAGGUGAGAGGUCAGAGUAUUCCUUAUUCAUUGAUUUCCAGCUCCCGGCUUGGCUUGGUGGGUCAAGUGAAGUUGAGAACUCUUCUGCUACUGUCACAAUCACAACAACGCCCAACCCUCCACCACGCCAGUCCUCUGUGGUGCAAGAGAAGAACAUCUGUCUCACAAAGAAAUACAAAGCAGAAUUGGCGUAGAAACAACCUCAGCUUAAUAACAUACUGUAUAGCCAAGUCACUGUGGGUUUAAACAUGUUUUCUUUUUUAGUCAAAUAGAAAACGGUGAGGGGAGUGGAAAGGUAGUCAGUCAGAGGUUGGUGCUGUUCAGAAAUAAAAUGUCUAAUGUCUUCACUGCAAGAAAAACCAUUAACAUGAUUGUGUGAAUGUACAAUACUUCUACUAAUUGUUUAUUAACACUGCUGUUUUAUGUUGCUUUUAGUUUUUACUGGAGCCAGGUUCUUUAUAUUGCCAGUUGGUAUUUAAUCCUGACAUAAAUAGUGUAGAAAUCAGUUUAAGUUACAGGACUUUAUUACAGAUGUAGAAAUGUAUAGUUAAAGUUCAUGAAAUCCUAGAAUGUAAUCAGUAUAUGAAUAGAGUCAAAUAUUUGUUUCAACAUUAAAAUAAUUAUUAUGGGUGGCUUAUUAAUUUCUCAGAUUAAUAUAUCUGUGUUUCAUUUGGUUUUGACCUAACUAUUGUAAAUAUUACAUUUUAUAACAUUUUAUUUUUUGCUACUUUUAUAUAUCCUUUAUCUCACAAUAUUAAACCUUUUUAGGGAAGAUUCACAUAAAAUUGUUAAAUGUCAUGGAAGAUAAAACACUUGUAGAGAUCAUGUGAGAUCUCUGCAAUUUGUGUAUUAUGCUACUGAUUUUUUAUCAGUGCUGACCUUGUUGUAAGCAAGCCCUCCCUGAGGGAUUUGAUGAAAUGGCUGCUUAUUCUGAGAGAACAAUAAACAUCUUAUUGUCAUGCGUAAGCCA